Messenger RNA from Mesocricetus auratus (golden hamster), 1889 nucleotides. It is a transcript of the gene Vsig2, whose product is annotated as V-set and immunoglobulin domain containing 2. The transcript is spliced from 7 exons. NCBI's taxonomy places the organism in Eukaryota, Metazoa, Chordata, Mammalia, Rodentia, Cricetidae. The coding region runs from base 672 to 1829 and encodes 385 amino acids. The record is from RefSeq and is a predicted model, not a curated record.
UGUAGAAGGGCCAUUCGCCGUCAUAUGGAAAGGGAAGGUGCCUCAUAUGGAAGGGAAGGUGCCGAGAGCCUGAGGCUGAGGAGCCCCUAACCCAAUCUGAACAACGAGGAGAUGAUGAACCGGGACACUUGCUGCUGGUGCCCUGGGCUUGGUCUCCACACACUCCAUUGCUCUUCCUCUCCAGGGCCUAGGGGAGCCCCAUGCCUCUGCAUCCUUAGCAAACACACCCUCCUACUCUUUGGGUAGCAGUGCCCUUUGCCAGGUGAGGGAAGAUUUAGGAUGUGGUGCUGUCCUAACAUCAUCCUGCUCUUUCCGACGGGGAGGGGGCUCUUCAGAUAAUGGUUUCUCUGUCCCCAGUGGUCCUCAAAUGGAGAAGUGGGUGUAGUUUCCCUGAAGAGAUUCUCUCUUACCCCAGCCCGUGGUGGGAAGAGAAUUUCUAGAGUCCAGGACAGCUUAGCUCCCAGAGAUGCAUGCUUGCUGUCUACGGCCCCCGGGGUGACAUCAUCUGUCGGUGGGCGUCAGAAUGCCUUCUUUCCUGCUUCCUGAUGAAGAAACUUUCCUUACAGAGUUCCAAGUCUGAAUCCUGUCUUUAGGGUGCUCUCCCCAAGCCCAGAUCCUUCUCCAAGACCUGAAAGCUUCAGAAACUAGGGGGAAAUUAGGGAGGAAGAAGAAUGAGGGAGGAGCGUUUCCCUUCCCUGAGGGUGCCCGCCUCUGCCCUUGUUUGCUCUGAGAUAGCCAGUCUCUCUCCUGCCCAGCACAAGGUGGCUGCCUUUCCGGCGUUCCAAGAGCCUUACACCCUCCAGACCAACAGACGACAGGACCAGGAGACGGUCGUGGUCAUGGCCUGGGCCCCGGUGGGGACUUUCCUCUGUGGAUCCUUGAUGGGCUUCGUGUGCCUGAGCGUCCCAGGGCUAGCCGUGGAGGUGACUGUGCCCACCGAGCCACUGAGCAUGCCAAAGGGCAAGACAGCGGAGCUGAGCUGCAGUUACAGCACGUCGGUGGGAGACAACUUCGCCUUGGAGUGGAGCUUUGUGCCUCCUGGGAAGCCUGUUUCUGCUUCUCUUCCUAUUCUGUACUUCACCAAUGACCACCUGUACCCCACGGGCUCUAAAGCAGAUCGGGCCAGCCUUCUCCACAACCCCCCGACAGGAGGAGUAGCUACCCUGAAACUGACUGACCUCCGCCCCUCAGACACUGGCACCUACCUCUGCAACGUUAACAACCCACCCGAUUUCUACACCAAUGGGUUGGGGUUAAUCAACCUUACUGUGCUAGUGCCCCCCAGUCACCCUUCAUGCAGCCACAGCGGACAAACCUCCGUGGGGGGUUCUGUUGCACUGAGAUGCAGCUCCUCUGAGGGAGCGCCCAAGCCGGUGUACAACUGGGAACGUCUUGGAUCUUCUCCUACACCUCCUCCUGGUAGCAUGGUUCAAGAUGAAGUGUCUGGCCAGCUCAUUCUCACCAAUCUCUCCCUGACCUCUUCUGGCACCUACCGCUGUGUGGCCAGCAACCAGAUGGGCAGUGCCUCCUGUGAGCUGAACCUCUCAGUGACUGACUCAUCUGAAGGCCGAGUGGCCGGGACUCUGAUUGGGGUGCUCCUGGGUGUGCUGCUGCUGUCCGUCGCUGCAUUCUGCCUGAUCAGGUUCCAGAAAGAGAGGAAAAAGGAGCCCAAGGAGACAUAUGGGGGCAGUGACCUUCGGGAGGAUGCCACUGCUCCUGGGGUUGCUGAGCCAGCUUCUAUGAGGGCCGAUUACAGCAAGAAACUCCUGGAGAAGACUCCAUCCACCAGCACGGUGACGACCAAAUCCAAACUCUCUAUGGUUGUCUGACUUCUGAUCCCUGAGGGUGAUGAUGGGGAGUGUUAAUGAUUAAAGCUGUUGGGUACCAUG